Messenger RNA from Cajanus cajan (pigeon pea), 531 nucleotides. The record is from RefSeq and is a predicted model, not a curated record. NCBI's taxonomy places the organism in Eukaryota, Viridiplantae, Streptophyta, Magnoliopsida, Fabales, Fabaceae.
CAAUGGCUUCAAACUCGAUGAACAACAACAAAGAACAUUUUCCCACUUGGACAAGAUUGCAGAACAAACAAUUUGAAAGGGCAUUGGCCUUGUAUGAUGAAGACACCCCAGAUCGGUGGCAAAAUAUUGCCAAAGAAGUUGGCAAUAAAUCGGUGGAGGAAGUGAAGAGACAUUAUGCAAUUCUUUUGGAAGAUCUUAGUAGUAUAGAGUCGGGGCAUGUUCCAAUUCCCGAUUAUGAUUUCUCAGAAAACAUGGAUGAUGAUGAUCAUGUAGAGAGGCAUCCCAAGUAUCUUAGUUUGAAUUGAAUGGUCCUGAGCAAUUCAAAUAUCUAUCAGUAGGACAUACAUGAAGACAAAGAUGUGAGAUAUGUGUAAUUAAUAAUUAUUAAGAAUAGCUUAAUAAUUUAGGAUUAGGACAGAUAUAAGAGAAAUUGGGUUUGUUCUUCACUGUCAUUAUUGUAAUAUCUUCUACUUAUAAGAAAAAAAAGAAAUGUUAGAUAUAUGAAAAGACGGUGCAAGAAUAAGCAAUUUU